Anopheles gambiae (African malaria mosquito) is the source of this 6772-nucleotide messenger RNA. RefSeq lists its product as uncharacterized. Lineage: Eukaryota; Metazoa; Arthropoda; Insecta; Diptera; Culicidae. The transcript is spliced from 3 exons. The record is from RefSeq and is a predicted model, not a curated record. The coding region runs from base 5798 to 6610 and encodes 270 amino acids.
GUAGUCACCAAAUCGACCGGUCUGCUGUCAGUCGAACAGUGCUCGGCACACUCGUAAAUAAAUCUUUCCUUCCACCCAACCACAGACUACUUGGAUGCGCAUUGGGAAGCACCCCCAUAAACGCAACGUGGCAAGACGAUACGUCGUUCCAUUUUGUCACAAAAAAACGGAGUCGUCUGGGUUAGAUAGUCAAAGAUAUCGAGCGCGAGUGCGCGUUUGUUUCAGUUCCGGUGAAGAACUCUAUACCGCAGAAGAUUUCUUGUACAUCCCACUCCGGUGAAUGAGUUAUCGUAGAAUCGCAUCACCAUGAGAGUCAUGUGUGUCAGAUUAGAAUCGCAUAAAUUACCCCGUCACCUGAGAAGGUAGCGUAGAGUGGUGGGCUGUUUGAAGUUGGUCACCGGUUUAAGCCGUCCAAUUGGCAAACUUGCUCCCCGGUAUUAUAUCAGUGUGUGAUUCACGUUUGGAAAUGCAAAUGUGAUCAGAGUCGGAGGCGAGCCGAGAAAGAUAGUCAUCGAACCGGGAUAUGAAUUCGGCGAAUGGAGAAGAGAUUGGGAAUUCCUAGAAUUGUGCACAUAACAAGCGUUGCUGAUGAGGUGCUACAUUCCUAACUCAAUCUUUCCAAAUCUUGGAUAGUGCGACAGGGCAAACAAAAAACGAAGCAGAAAAGGUGAGAUUAUGAUUGUUAAGUUCAGAAGAUUGCGUUACAGUGAAGCUUAGAGAAGAGUAAACAAGCUAAGGUAAGAUCAUAUUCAAGAAAAAGAGGAAUGGUCAAUUUCCGUCAUCGCUUGAGUAAUGUUACCUUGAACAUCUGUACGGUUUUGAGUGUGAUCAUUGUUAAGUUAAAACCUUUUGAGCUCAAAGCAACAAAGAAUACUUUGUUACAUUGAGUCAGGCUUAGGCUUCUUCUAUUUGCAGAUUUUCUCUUCUGCCAUUAUGAUCCUUUUCAAUUUCUAAAAAGUAAUUCUUCUGAUUCUGAUUCUCAGCAGGUUUAUUGCAAAAGUAGAGACCGUACAGGACAAUGUUUCAACGUGCAUUGUCCACGUGUUAAAAAAGUCCUUCUCACCCGAACCUGCAUUCAACUGGAAUGACGGUGCAAAACAAACGACACAAAAUCUGUCGCUAUCCAUCCAUCAUCCGGAAGGCUGAUUCCGGCUUGCGCUUCCAGGUAGCGGGUAGCAUUAGCAAUCUACGUCCAAAACCAGGGGACAUCUAUCGCUACUACCAGGUCGGCAGCAUUGUCACUGCAAGUGUUCGGUAUCGUUUAUUUCGGGGUUACACCUCGGAAGGCUACCGUGCCCGCUGCUCUGUCGGAGUGUAUCGGGUCGAAGCAAUUAUGCGCAUUCGUAAUGUGUCCUCCCCUUGCGUCGACGGUAGAACUCUCCACGGAAUGUCUUCAAAAAGGGAUAUAGAAUUUGGCGCAUCGUAUCCGGUGGUCACCCCGGUGGAGCACGCUGGACACGACCCGCUCCAGCCAUGCAUGGGGAGCGGCAGGUUCGUAGUGGGAUUGUGUUUCCGAAUAAUUUUAAUUAAAAAUUCAAAUUUAUCACACCUCUCGUGUUGGAUGCCCACAGCGUGGCCUAGAAGGGUUUCCGCUUCUUGGAAGGAACACAGCAACACACAAAAGACGACGGCGGAAGAGCACUACACGAACGUGUGGGACACAUUUCGGCACCGACCGGCGGCGGAUAGUUCUUGAGUAGAAUUCCAAUUCCAGCAUCGGGACGUGAAACCACUUGCCCCACAAUAACCGGUUGAUUCCCCCUUCUUCAGGGCGGAUACGAUGGCCACCUGGGGGUAGAUAUCGCUCCGACGACCCAGCAGUGCUUUACGGUGCAUAAAUCUUCCGGUGGAGAACUUGUUGAUGGCGACUUUGGCGAUUCCUGGGAAAGAAGCGGCAGGGUUUCUCGCUCUCUCACUCUCUCUUCCCAAAGACUACGCGAUCCGGGUUUAAAGUGACAAGAUGAAACGCUGCCACUUUCGGGGUGUAAAUGUCAUCCUCUUCUUUCGGAGAGUGUAAAAUACUUCCAUCUCCUCCUGAGGGAUCUAAUGCAAUGAGCACAAAAGUCAACAACAAAAAAACUGCAGCGAAUGCCACAAUAAUGCAAACAAAUUCCUUACCAAAGAACGCGCUCUAACAGCAGCACCAGUCAAUUUGUGGUACACAUUUUCCGUACACGAGAAGAACGAGCCGUACCAGGAACAAACCUAAGCUCCGACCGUUUGCCUUCUCUCUAUCUUUCCUGUUUGGUCAGAAAGCGGAGGGAAAGGGCAAAGCGGAUAAAGCGGAUCACUCGCACACAUCUACAUACUUUGUGUUCCACCACAUUGCCACGAGGCGGCGGCGGCGGCGAUGGCGGCAACCUUCAAAGGCGAGUUCACGCUUAUCUUAAUUUUUUGAUGAACUUAUUCCUCGCCCUUUUCCCUGCACGCACAUCACACAGAACAAGAAACACAGACACACACACACACACAUACACCGAGGAGCCGUCCUGGGCGCGGAGGGCACUCCAGUAGACUUUGAAAUCUCCUCACGCCUUCCCAUUGGCUUUGGAGGAUUUUUAGAAUUCAGUGUGAGGGGGGUUGUGAGGGGUUUUUUUUGGAGUUCUUUUGCCCGCCAACGGACCAGCCCAGCAUGAGCGUGAUGCAAUCAGCGGCGUGUGAGGAUGACAUCAGAAAGGAUACACACCGAAAUGAGACCUGUCAGAGAAGCUGGUGUAAAUGAAUACAACCGUAGCAAAAAGGGUGUCUUUCUUUGGAGCGAACCUGUACAAAGCUAAACCAUACCAAAGUCGAACAGCCGAAGAGAACCAACAGCAGCAUUGGCAACCGCUGGUGCCCGAGGCACUGACACCGGAACUGAUUAAAUGCGCACAAACUGGCCCGGGCAAGGUUGGUAGCCGACCGGCACUUCCAUUCUUCCGCUUCCAUAUCUACACCAUCACGCCGCAGAUAAACGAAUUCUUGCCACGGAGCUGGCCACGGUGCAUAACAAAUUGGUAAUGGGAUUGCUUUCAUGAGGUUUUUUUUUCAUUACCAUUUUUGCCUUUUACGCCUCUCCGCAAGAGAAGAGCCCCGGCAGCGCAGAAGCGCGAUUUUACAAUGAUUCAGUUUUUUUUAUAUGUUGUUCGCCCGCUCACCACCGAGCUCCAGACAAUUUAACAUCCAUUUCCCGUGGCCCCGGCACGAUCGGUUCCGGUGUCAGGAUUGCGUUAUUUCGUAAAUGGAUUCCACCAGAACAUAUGGAGAGGCGAGCAAAAAAGGCCAUUAUUUCAGAAUCGAUAAUGCAUGGCUAAAGUGAACCGCUUAGAGAAGCGCCCCAUUUUUGUGGAGCAGUUUUAUUAUGAGGUACAGGCUUUUCAUUCGCUUCUAUUAAUCACCCCGUAAAGAUGUACAAUCCAAUGAUCGGAGAUAGCGAGACGGAUGAUGACACAGCGCGCCCAUGCCCGAGGGGGAUACAGCAAGCGAACCGCCCAAAAAACCUUCCAGACCCGGGGCGUUUGGGUAAGAGACAAUAAAUUAAUACCGACUACUAAACCAUGGUGGAUCAUCCACAACACCCACCCGGGUUCUCUGGGAGGCUACUGAACACACAUCCUGAUCUAAUCAGCAAACUACCACCCCGAAUGCCUGAUGCACACCCGUCUUCGCCACGGUUUCGUCCAGGGUAGUCGUCAUCGCGCGCCAAACAAAUUGACAAGAUUGAAUGAUAGAGAAUUAUUCACCGUCCGUGUCCUGUUGUUCCGUCUAAACGAGCACACGGUUGAUCGCAGCGAGCUGUUUGACGGUGUAAAAACGACUCACUCGUUGCCUCAUCUGCCUCGUGUGGGGGUUUAUUGAAUGCCACCGGUUACCGGUCGAAAUGAAGAUAGUCACAGCGCAGCUUCACGAAACUACGAUCGCGAUCGCGCCCCACGAUAACGGCCAUAAAAUAUCCCACUUUAGGGCAAGGGGCGCAAGCGUGAUAGCGUAGUUUGCCGUUACUGCUAUUGUUAAACGAAACGGGAAAUUGACACCUUCGGAGUUUCGGAUUACGCAGAAGCAUUAAAAAUGAUCGCGAAACAUCGUCCUGUCCCCGGUAUGGAAGCGAAAACGAAAACAAGCCGUAAUACGAUUGACCGAUUGACGGGAAAAGUUACAACACAUAAUGAAACGAUUUCAAAACCAAUUUACACAGCCAGUUCAACUCUCUCAGAGGAGUGUUUUGAGGUAAAUGACGAAAGUCCAUCGCAAAGAAGCCUUUCUAGUGUAGCCCCCAACCAGAUCACUUCAGCGCAACUGAUCAAGCGUCCGGAAGGGAAAUUACUUACCCUAAUAAUCCGCAAAAACAGAAGAUACAAAAGCAAAUUAAAAAAAGCCACGACGACAACGCUUACAUUUCAAUUUGAAUUAAGCUUUAUUGAAGCUGAUGCCUUGAGGUAUCAUUCCGCACCUGCAUGAAGGUGAUCGCAUAUCCAAAAUAAGCAAAACAUGUUCUGCUUGAACGGUGUUGUUACUUAUUUUGGCGAUAUUAUCACAUUGACACGAGUUGAGAAAAUCGCCAAUGCAUUAAUACGCGAUUCCAUUGGAACAACCCAAUCUUAUUUAUAAUCCCCGGCAUCAGAUGUAAACUGUUCGCGCAUUGAUCAGUGCAAGUAAACCGACUCUUUAUCAAAAAAAGAUAUUUUCAAAAAGCACUACGCAUAAACGAAACGAAACGAAAGCAACUAUUUACUGCACUUUUUGUCAUUUUCUACAUCGAACGCCCAAGUUCGAGAAAGGGAAAGGGAUUAAUUAUUCCGGACUCGUGGAUAAUUACCAUCAGCAACACUGACCCGAAGGUGUUGACUGAUAAAGUAUCAGAUUACUUCAAUCUUGUUUGUGCCAUUUCUUUUUUUUUUUGUCGAUUACACAUCUUAAUCGUGAGUCUACACACGAAACGAGCUUCAACCGGGUUAAAACAGAAAGACUGUUAAUUAUUCCAUUGAAAGCUAGUGCGCUUUUGCAAUAACUGAGCAAAGCUAUUUGCUUUUUUUAACAUUUCUGUUCAAAUUAAAUCGAGUCUGUACGAAUCCGUCGCUCCAGCGAUACGUGUUUAAUCGCAGCAAAAGCGCAUGUACUGGAUCGACAAUUCGCGCAAAAAGUAAAAUAAUUUUUAAAUUACUACUCAUGCUCAAGCUAGAAGGUAAAAAAAACUAUAUGAAUGCAAGCAGCAAGAAAAAGGAACGCAGGAAAUUUGUAGCCUCGCCAUCACGCAUGUCAAUCAAACUUCAGCUACAAAAUUGGAGAAGGAUCACACGCUGCGGGGAGGAGAUUUUUAAAUCCAGUUCACCCCAACUCACACUCAUCAUCAGAUGGACACAUCAAUUUACCGGUUUGUGGUCAUCCGGCUGGGAAAUGAUUGCGGUACGAUUCGUUCCGAGCAGCACAAAAUUGGAUAACAUUUUCGAGGAUCAACAAUUGUGGUCGUAUGUUGCGCAGUCACGUUCAGCUUCAGUGGAUAAUAUUGUGAUUUACACGUAAUUAUUUUUUUUUUCAGUCUACUGACGUUUUGCGAAGACUUACUAUUAAAGUAACGAUUAUUUUCGUCCUUGCUUAAAUUAUUUGAACUUCAUUUUCGAACUAAAAUUUCAAUUUCCUUUCUUCGCGUAAUGAGCCUGUAAUGAUUCUGGAGAACUGGAAGAGCCGCGCUAAACAGAAGAAUCACUGUCAGAACAAGUGUCAACGAACACAAAAGCAAACACGAUCAAGCAAGCAGCGCUGGAUGCAGUCCGUUGUGUACGACGCAAUUAAAGCACUGUGUGGAACAAGUUAGGGUAAAAUGUGCAUUACAACAGAAUUGAUGAUUCAAUCGCUAAUUCAAUCCGGUGUAUCCAACGCAGCAUCGCUAACGCCGGAGCAGAUUCGAGAACAAUACCUGCGCACGCAGCACGCUGAACCAAGCAUGCCUAAUAUACGAUUCACUGCACCAGCGCCAACACAUCAGCAGCAGCAGCAGCAGCAGCAGCAAUCCGAUGAGGAAGGUGCCUCGCUUUCCUCGAGCAAAGACGGUUUGCUGACCAAGCUGUACCAGGAAAACCAGGACAUGAAGGCGAAGAUAGCCGAGCUGGAGGGUAUGAUCGGGCAGGCAAAGCCGUUCGACGCCACGCACGUGAAAGCACUGGUCCAGCCGUUCAGCGGUGACGAUCUGAUGGACAUUCACACCUGGCUCGCGAAGCUGGAGGAUACGUUCCGUGUAUUGAAAGCGGGCAAAACCGAGCAGCUGGUCGCCGCGUGCGGGCUGCUGACUGGCACUGCGGAAGUUUUUCGGCGAAUCACAACCUUGAAGGAUUAUGACGAUUUCCGUACGAAGCUGGUGGAGGAGUUCCGCUAUAACAAGCUCACCGACGAAACGAUCGUGAAGGAGCUGCGGAAGCAUAUGCUGAAGGAUAGCAACGUACAACGGUAUGUGCUGGAAAUGAUUGAGCGAGCUAGCGGCUAUGCUAUCGCGGAAAUCGACUUGGUGGACAUCAUCGUCGACGGAUUGAAGGAUAAUUCGCGCAACGUUGUAAUGCUGUACGGGGCAAAAACUAUCCAGGAGCUGAAGGAGCUGCUGCCCCGGUACAUAAAACGAAGAAAUGAAAACAAAAUAUAAUUCAGGUGGCGAGAUCCGUUCCGAACUUCAUGCCGAGCCGUGCGAAGGAUGGCUGACGCUCUACUCUUCCCCAUUUCAAAUGAACCAACCUUGUUUUCUUUCUUCCAGUUUAUAAAAAUAUGAAAUAUGAAAUAAAGGAUUUAAUUUUGUUUGUUCCAUGAA